CGUAAUUCUCUAUGCUAUGAUUUUAUCGACAGGGUCAGAAAAUGGAUGUAGCCACGUAGUUCCCAAACCGAAAAUGGACGUACUGGCGAUAGUGUACGGGCAAUUUCGAUGGUAACAGAAAAGAGGCCGGCAUGGUCUCUCUCAAGUUUUUCUCUGCUCUGAUAGAUACGCGACAGCAGUGAGCGCAUCAUCUCCAGGGUGUUCGCGCGGGUUGCGCGAGUGAUAGAAUGCUUGUACUUCCCAUCUGAGAUAUCGAAAGAGAAAGAGAGAGGGUGAAUUAAAAGUGUGCGUGUGCGUCGUCGUGUGUGUACGCGUGAGAGAGAAAGAGAGAGAGGAGAGAAAAAUAGGGUGAGAGCGAGCGGUGCGGCAAAUCCGCCACUGUCCCCGGCGCCGGUGGGAUGAUCAAGGAUAUGGCGGACGAUGAGGCCAUACAGGCCACCAACGACGACGCCAGCGAGUGCAAGCGUUACGCGGUGCAACUCGGCUACUGGUGCGACCCGUUCAUCAGUCUGUUUGUCAAACAGACCGCCCGGAAGGCGCCUGAGAUCAAUCGCGGUUACUACGCCAGAGUCAAGGGCAUCGAGCUCUUCGUCGAGAAUUUUCUCAAGCUUUCUGGCGGUAAAGGUCAGAUCAUAAACUUGGGUGCUGGUUUUGACACUCUUUAUUGGAGACUCAGGGAGACAGGGAAUAGUCCUGCGAAUUUCGUGGAACUCGACUUUCCCAGCAUAACUGCAAAGAAAUGUUAUCACAUCAAGAAGCACAAGCAAUUAAUCGAUAUGCUAAACACCGAAGACGGAGAAAUCCGAUUUUCGACCACAGACCUGCACGCCGCAAACUAUCAUCUGGUUGGUACAGAUCUGCGACACAUAGCGGAGCUAAAUAACAAAUUGGCCCAAGCUGAAGUCAAUUUCAACUCACCUACUAUGUUCCUCGCAGAAUGUGUUCUAGUGUACGUAGACGCUAGCGCGACAUCGUCACUAUUAAAAUGGCUAGCGGGCAAGUUUCCGAACAGUCUUUUCGUCAGUUACGAACAGGUGAACAUGAAGGACAAAUUCGGUCAGGUCAUGUUGUCGAACCUUCGCAGCCGUGGAUGCUUAUUGGCGGGCGUGGAGGAUUGUGAGUCGUUAGAGACUCAACAGAGACGAUUUACCAUAAACAAUUGGGAAGGCACGAGCGCGUGGACGAUGGUGGAUGUUUAUGAUUCACUGCCUGUAAUGGAUCGUAGUCGAAUCGAGCACAUAGAGAUGCUGGACGAACGAGAGCUCCUUACCCAGCUGCUCCAGCAUUACUGCAUCGCCGUUGCUUGGAACGGACAAACAUUUAAAAAUCUGUCUAUAGCACAGGGUUAGGUAUCACCGCCUAACUCCUUCUCUCUGUGUCUCUCUUGCGAGUUACUCCAGGUAAUGACAUCAUGUAAUUCGGGCUCGACGAGCUCUCGCAAGUUACGUAAUACCCCGAUCAACAGCAGGAGAUUAACGUUUCUCAGAUUGCGCUUAAGUACAUCUCGAGUUAGGGCUUAAGCACAAAAAUGACCGUAACUAAGUCGUGAAACGUAAGUUAUAAUUGUAGGUUGUGUUUUAAUUGUUCUAUUACGUCUCUAUUAUUUCGUCUCAAAGCUUCCGAGGAGGUACAGGACUCAUCUUUAAUAUUAAAGUAGAUGAUUGUUAUAAAACAAAUAGAUGUAUUGUUGGUAUACAUAUUCUCUUGUGUCACUAUGCGUUGGUUCACGUGGAGGCACACGUCGCGGACGAGAUUUAGUUCUUAUUUUUUUCAACUCUAAAAUUCUUUAGGGAUAUUUUUUAAUUAAUUUUAUUGUAAUGUUCCCUGAACUCUUUUCAUAGUUCCAAAACAUUGUGCAUUGACCUACGACUCACGUUUCACGAUUCAGUUAUAACCAUCUUUGUGCUGAGGUUCUUAAUCGACAAAUUGAAAUAGUUUACGUCACGAGAAAAUAGUAUCCUCUGAUUAAAAAUACUUUUAAUUUUUCGUCUACAAAAACAUCUCGUAAUGAUUUUGAUAUAAGCUUUAAAUAUAUUCUGCGUUCUUCACUCUCAAGAGAAGGGCUAAAUAGUGUACACGAAUUUCAUCAAACUUUAAAUAUGUUUUGGUAUUUACCUUCGAAAGUUUUGGAAUUUUUAAUUGUAUUAUGAAAAGAAAUUAUUUCGUAUGAUUGCAGGUUAAAAUAUGCGUUAAAAUAAUUGUAUAAUAAUGAAAUAAUCAUUUUUCUAUUACGUGCGUUGCCUAAUCAUUCACUUAAACGCACAUUCUAUAAAAAUGUACAUACAUAAAGCGCACAAGAAACUUCCGAUAUAAAAUUCUCGUAAAUACUUGAAUAUCAUGUG
Messenger RNA from Mycetomoellerius zeteki, 2342 nucleotides. Its product is annotated as leucine carboxyl methyltransferase 1. Gene Ontology annotation, molecular function: protein C-terminal leucine carboxyl O-methyltransferase activity. The transcript is spliced from 4 exons. Gene Ontology annotation, biological process: C-terminal protein methylation. Gene Ontology annotation, cellular component: cytosol. The coding region runs from base 399 to 1349 and encodes 316 amino acids. Lineage: Eukaryota; Metazoa; Arthropoda; Insecta; Hymenoptera; Formicidae. The record is from RefSeq and is a predicted model, not a curated record.